Messenger RNA from Hyaloscypha bicolor E, 3929 nucleotides. RefSeq lists its product as uncharacterized. NCBI's taxonomy places the organism in Eukaryota, Fungi, Ascomycota, Leotiomycetes, Helotiales, Hyaloscyphaceae. Bases 372 to 3431 code for a protein of 1019 amino acids. Gene Ontology annotation, molecular function: protein binding. The record is from RefSeq and is a predicted model, not a curated record. The transcript has 3 exons.
AUUCUUCACAAUACACCCCCAUUUACCCGCUCAGACGCUCCUUAACGACAGACACCGAUCUUUCUUCUUGCAGAGCCUCUCCUUCUCAACAUCAAAAUCACCAACGUUCCUUCAAGCUCGUGGCCUCAUCGCGACAAGCCCCCUUCGAGACGUUUGAGAUCCGUCAGCCCGAAGGCGGACCCUAGACCCGACGAACGCAUCUUGCAAUUUCACUAGAUGCAAUAAACCACAGUCCUUGCGCACACCCUGUUCAUGGCUUACUUGCCCCAGCGGAUGAGGACAGAAGCAAACUCUCAUAGAUAACCAGGCGCGUCAACGUUCCCGUCGCAUCUCAGCGCUGCUUGGCGACCAACUCACGAUCCAACAACACAAUGGCAUACGAUCAAGGCUACUAUCAACAGCCGCAACGACCAUACAACGGGGCAGCGGCUCGAAGACCAGGUCCUCCACAAGGUUACGCGCAACCGCCACCUCAACAGUAUCCUCCGCAGCAAUACGAUCAGUACCCGCAAGAUGGCUACGGAUAUGAUGACUACAAUGGCGGCUACGCGCAGGACUAUGAUGGAGGAUACCAAGAUAUGAAUGGUGGCGGGAGAGGAAACGGAUAUCCACCGCCAAAUCAAAAUUAUCCCCCACAACAAGAAUAUUAUGGUAAUGACAGAGGAGGCGGUAGGGGAGGACCGAUGCAAAGACCGCCAACAGCCGAUGGAGCUCGGGGCGGAUACGAUCAAAGAGGCGGAGGGCAAGGCAGAGGCUAUCCUCCAAAUGGUGGUCCUGUUGGCAGAGGAGGGCGACCAGCGCCUUUGGAGCGAUCGACUUCCUCUGACCCGAGCUCGAGACCUCCGCGAAGACCCUUAAAAACCCCCCCAAUGUCCCCUGACCAACCUGCGUGGGAUAACCCUUUUCCUACCUUCCCGGGUGCGAAGAAGAAGACUUCUGUGUCAGAAGAGAGAGAAAUUCUGCAGAAGAUGGCUAACAUGGAGAUUGGAAGUCAACCGCAAGGAAAAGGUUCUAGUAGGAAUCCAGCUGGCGGGCGGGCCGUUACCACAGAUGAUUAUGGACGUCCUUCGAUGGAAAGCCAGAGACGAGGCCCAGCGCCUGAAAAUUAUGGACGUCCAUCAGGCGAAGCUCCCAGAAAUAUGCCCAUAAGAGGUCCUCCCCCUCAACAAGGAUAUCCAGAACCACGCCGAGGCCCCGGACCAAAUCCUGGCUACGGACCGGCACGGCAAAACACGUAUGGUCCUGGCUACAAUGAUCAAGGAGGAUAUGCCCCAGGUCCAACUUCCCCAAUCCGAGAUAACUUUGGUCCUCCUUCACGUAGUAUGACAAUGCCAAACGAACCACCAGUGCCCAUGGGCCGUCAACCUCCUUUGCCAGGCUCAAUGGACGCUCCGGGCCCAAGUGCUCCGUACAAUGGUCCCAUUGGUCGCGGAAUGCUUCCAAGACCUUCAACUGCUUCAGGAAAUCGGCCUCAACCAGGAAGAAGUUAUCCUAGUCAGGGACCAGCUCCAGACCCAUACGCGAACGGUAACGAUCAAGGCUACGGUGCUCAUCGUCAAAAUGAGAGUGUCAGUGAUUUCUACGAUUCGUACUAUGACCAACCGCAAAGACCUCAAUCUGCCGGAUCUGAAAUGCCCAACUUCGAUGCUGGUCCGGCUAAUUCUGGAGGCCAUCGGGGGGGUGCAUCAAUCGAGGAGCACAUCAGACCGGGGCAAAAUGGAUUCGCACAAGUUAAGCCUAUGCAGUCUCAACCUGACGUCCGUGGCCAAGCUCAGCCUCAAGCAGCUGUGUUUGAAAUGGUUGGUGAUGCGCCUGCACUUCCAGGUGGUCAUUCUCAGCAAGGAUAUCAAAAUGAUGGCUAUGGUGGUCAAUAUAACCAAGGGCCGCCAAAUCAACGUGGCCCGCCUCCUCAGCAAGGCUACGGCUAUGACGAUCAACAGAAUGGGUUCGUACCACCACAACGAGGUGCAUCAGCGGCGCAAAGGGCAGGCCCGGCGGGCUUUGCUGGUCUUCCCAAUGGGCCAAAGCAAGGCUUUAAUGGUCUUCCCAAUGGCCCAUCUCCAAAUGGAGGAAUCACAAGAGCUGGCACUAUGCCCAUCCAGCCAUCACUAGGCGUUGAAGGCGGCCUGCCCUCUCAUCCACCACCUGUUCGUGCCGGCCUAAUACCUAAUUCCGUGGCUGCUCAAGCCAGCAACAAACCAAUGCCGGUCCGUAAUUACAAUAAUGUCUCGCCUGGUCAACAGCCUGCGCCUUCUCAAGCUGCAGCUGCAGCGCCCCCUCCCCCGCCGCCUGUCACGGUCGAGGAAAUCGAAAAACUGAGGAACUCUGUAAAGAUCAAUCCCAACAAUCAGGAAGAGCAAAUGCUUCUCGCCAAGAAGUUGGUCGAGGCAUCAGAAGUUCUUGUACCUCAAAUUCCAGAUCAACGAGCUCGGAACAAAGCUCGAGAAAAGUAUGUAAUGGACGCUUUUAAGCUGCUCAAGAGGCUUGUUCAGGGACAGAAUAUGGACGCUAUGUUCUAUCUUGCCGAUUGCUAUGGCCGUGGUGCAUUGGGUCUCGAAACAGAUAACAAAGAAGCCUUUUCUCUGUACCAAUCCGCAGCCAAGGCAGGACAUGCAGCAGCUGCAUAUCGAACAGCCGUAUGCUGCGAGCUCGGCAACGAAGAAGGUGGUGGCACUCGAAAAGAUCCUCUGAAGGCAAUCCAAUGGUACAAGCGCGCAGCAAUGUUAGGCGACACACCGGCAAUGUACAAGAUGGGCAUGAUUCAACUCAAGGGACUCCUCGGGCAACCCAAGAACCCUCGAGAAGCAGUCGGAUGGUUGAAACGCGCAGCCGAGCGAGCAGACGCGGAGAAUCCUCACGCCCUUCACGAACUCGGACUCCUGUAUGAGCAACCGCAAGGAAGCGACAACUCGGUCGUCCGAGAUGAAGCUUAUUCCUUUUCUCUCUUCAACCAAGCCGCCGACCUAGGCUACAAAUUCUCGCAAUUCCGACUGGGAUGUGCAUAUGAGUACGGUCUCUUCGGCUGCCAAAUCGACCCUAGGCAAUCGAUCAUGUGGUAUUCUCGCGCCGCAGCACAGGAGGAACAUCAAUCCGAGCUCGCACUAUCUGGAUGGUAUCUCACUGGUUCCGAAGGAGUUCUACAGCAAAGUGACACGGAAGCUUAUCUCUGGGCAAGGAAAGCCGCCAUGGCGGGUCUGGCAAAGGCUGAGUAUGCGAUGGGUUACUUUACUGAAGUAGGAAUCGGCGCACCUGCCAACCUGGAGGAUGCGAAAAGGUGGUAUUGGAGAGCUGCCGCACAAAACUUCCCCAAAGCCCGCGAGCGGCUCGAAGAUCUCAAGAAAGGCGGCUCGAAAGCGGGCCUGAAAGCACGGGAGCGCAUCUCGCGCUCCAAAGUAGGCAAGCAAAACGAGGGUGAGUGUGCCGUGAUGUGAUCCCCCCUGAUUUGGGUCUUCAUUGGAGCAUCCUGUUGAUGUCUUUGCGUUGUGCAAGGCGGGUUUUUGUUUAAGUGAUGAUUGUGUCAUGGUACCUAUGAUGGGGGAGGGCUGGACCCGAUAUUGAUGGAUUCAUGAAUGAUGGCGGAGAAGGAUUAUUGGCGGCUUUUACGCUUCACGCCUGCUAUCUACGGAUAUGUUUGAUACCACGCAACAGAAACAGAAUCUCUGCAGUCUGCAAUAUAGCAGGACUCCCUUGAUUUCAGACAGCAGAGCAGAAAUGGAUGAAUGGGUGGCGUUUUGGGCGAAUUUCUCGAUUUUCAUAUGGCGUUUUUGGAAGAGAUGAGUGAAGCGUGCAUUUUCAGCCGGGCAAGACGUUUUCGAGAGCAAUGGGGAUAUCUAUGUCGGUAUUGUAUAGUAAAAAGACGUACUUCAUCAAUAGGGAUGGUACUUUUAGAUGCAAUCAAUGGUGGAGCGGAAAAUACAAGGAGGUUGAUC